Molecule: messenger RNA, 1509 nt
Organism: Bombus impatiens (common eastern bumble bee)
Lineage: Eukaryota; Metazoa; Arthropoda; Insecta; Hymenoptera; Apidae
Exons: 8
Coding region: 419-1330 (303 amino acids)
Source: RefSeq, a predicted model, not a curated record
GGACGCCUCUCCGUCUGAGCGAGAUCCAGUGGCUUCCAGACGGCCAGUCUUCUCGCAGAUCGCAACCUGCGUGGGCAACAACCGAUCGUGAUCGAUCGCACGGUGCGUCCUCUCUGGACUACCGCUUUGCAUGUCGUGUGCGUGCGAGUCCAAGAGUAUUCCGUGUACCACGAAUCUUCUAGUCAUCCGCGCGCGGGUAUAUAUAGAGUAAUGAGAUAACAACCACUGUGACAAAUUAGCACAAUUUCGUCCACGCGGCGUUCACACCUACGUCUAGAGAAUAUCAUUAAAUUCUGUACGCAUUUUUCAAACGGCAAACAACUCGUGCAUCCUCGAUACACAAACUCGUUUCCGAAUCUCGCCAUCCCGUCUCGGUAAAUCUUAUUCGACCGAUUUACGUCCAUCGUUAUUCGUACCGAUGCGAAUACAAAUCACGAGGGGUCAGUGGGCCGUAUUCGGUGGCUUCACGUUAGUUUGCCUCGCCAAUUUACGAUUAGCCAUCGGUGACCAGAAUGAAGGCAACGAAGGUAGGACACACAGGGAAGAGGUUCGACAACAUGUAUGCUGCGCCAGACACGAGAAAAUGAUCGAUGUUGGAUACGGAAUAUCGGGCGAAAUUAUCCAAAUUGAUGCAGGCCACUGUCGUAAACUGUGUCCACGACACGUGUUGGAUGAUCCAGGAGAUGCGAGUCGGCCCACUGUACAGAGAUGUUUCCCGGAAUCGCAUUGUCGUCCAAGGGCGGCAAAAUUGGAGAGGGUGUCAACGAUUCAAGGUGUUCGUGUGAUCGAAGUCACAGAAGCUUGCGAAUGCACGCCUGAUUCGUCCUGUAGGCGAGAAUCCUUCACGCAUCUCGUACAUUCUGGCACUCCUCACCAAGCCGUGAUUGAUGUCGGAGUAUGUAUGGGUCACUGUGCUAAAGAUCUUGGAUGCAAACCGGUGAGGAACAGUACGGUUAGCAUCAAAGGACCGAAUGGGGACGAAGUGUACCAAGUGAUUGAGAAAUGUGGCUGCGCUGGAACAUGCCACAAAAUGGACCACAUGGAGACCGUUUUAGAUUUCAGCGAAGUGGAAAUUAAGGAUGGUACAAACACGACGGAUGUUAGGCCAGUCGUUCGGCAAAUUAAUGUCGGACAAUGCGUUGGGACGUGUCCAGGGAACGAGACGGAAAUGUGUCUUUUGAGAGACAAAAAAGAGCCAUCGAGAUGCUUGGCGGGUCUGUACUCGAAGCAACAUACUUGUACACCCGCCAGAUUCAAAGUUCACGAAUACAGGACACGUCGUGGAUCGAAGAGAGAAAUUAUUCAAAUUACCCAAUGUGCCUGUGUCUGAAUAAAAUAGAGAGGACCGAGAGAAGUCUGUUCGAUCCAACGGGCCAAUGGAACAGACUUGUAGAAACAUUCAAGCUACUUUAUGCGUCGCGUAAAUACAAAGUACCAUUUCGAUGUUCCUACAUGCACCGUGUAUUGGUAUGAUAAAUAAACGUACAAUGACUUUCUAGAAAACGUCAA